AUGGACGGGCAAUGCAGGCAGAUCGCCCUCUCCCACAGCACACCUGCUUCCCUGGCCAUCCCAAGAGGUCUCUCAUCGGGAGGUGCCUGGCUUGAGGAUGCUCGGGAAGGAGCUUUGGCUGCCCGCGUGCGGGGCCUGUUGCUGCACCUGGAAAGGGCGGUUGCCUUGGACCCGGAGGUCUCGGCGGCCGACCUCUUGCCGCAAGACAUGAUCACGGAGGCGUCGGACGGCAAGCUGGAGCCAAAUUUGGAGGCCUCGGGCCUGGGCAAGUUUCCGCCGCCUCUCAUGGUCGCAGGGAAGGUGGAGCCGUACCCGCUGUCUUUGGCGGUAGUCUCCUCAGAUGAUGAGGACUCCCCCAGACCCUGGCCGAAGGGAAACUCCGUCAAGGAGUUCCGCAGCAAGGUGAAAGGCACCACCGUCCAGAUCGCCGGCCAAGCCCGCUCCAACGACGCAGGCUUUGGCGUGCACCCCGAGAAGCGGAUCUUGGCGCUGCAGGCGAAGCUCGAGGAGGCGCACGGGUCUCUCUCGGGGGCCUUUGCCGCUAUGGACCUCCACGAGCGUGGGUACGUGUCCUUUGGGGACUUUCACUCGCACCUUGUGCGACUGCACCUGAGCCACGUCGACGCGGAAGGCUCCGCAAAAGCCAUGGAGCUCUUUAAGCUGUUGGACUCGGAUGGAGAUGACCUGCUGAGCCCCAGGGACUGUCUCAAGGCCUUUAAGGGAGCUGCGCGCGUGGUCAAGGAGCGCCAAGAGCGGGAAGGUGGGCAGCAGCGCUUGAGCGCCUUCCUUCGGCAACAUGGUCUGCCGGAUGACAUGCGGAUCCCCCGCCACAAGCGGCUGGGCGGCGAUCAGUACAGCCGCGCCCUGUCGCUGCAGAGGUUCUUGGUCCAGCGCCACGGGAGCUUGCACGAGGCGAUUCAGACGAUGGACUCUUCUGGAAUAGGCUUCGUCAGCCAGGCGGACUUCGUGCGAGCAAUCUUGUCCGAAGGCUACUGCGUCUCUGAGUUGGAGGCCGAGGAGCUCUUCCGAUCCUACGAUCCCUGGGGCAAGGGUUGGCUGCCACUUCAGCGAAUGCUGGAGUACGAGGUGUCUGGCAUCAAUUGGCUGCAGCCCUCGGUACACGCAGCAUCGCCGCGGACCUCCAAGGCCUCGCCCGGCGCCUCGCCGCGGACCUCAGCCAGGACUUCUCCGCGGACUUCCCCGCGGACUUCGCCCAGAGCUUCGCCCAGGGCUUCGCCCAGGUCGGCCUCGCCCUUUGACCGGUCCACUUACCGCAGCGGCGGAGGCGCUUCGCCCCGAGAGCCGGAGGCCGCGCCGAGCCUCUUCUCGGACUUCGGCCGCCUGGAUGGGCCUUUGCCGCCCAGCCCCAGGCGCCAGGUCAAUUCCCCACGCUCCGGAACGCGCUCCGCACGCUCCGCGUCGCCGGUGCACGAGCGCCUUUACGUGGCGGGCAUCGGCCACAAGAGGGUCCUGAAGGGCGAUCCCGAUGCCAUCCGCACGGCCUACCACAACCUGGAUCAGGCGCGGAGCCUAAUGGAGGAGAUGAACAAGAAGGCCAAGGACCGGGCAGCUGCAGCCAUGAAAGCUGUGGGAGAAGCGCGCGAGCGUGCAGCUGCUGCCAAGGCGAGUCUGGUUCCAUCCCUGCAGAUUUGCAAGCUCCCGGCCCUGUGGAGCGCUUCAAGAACAGGGCUGUGCCGGCCAUCAACCUCGAUGUCAUGA
This is a messenger RNA of Effrenium voratum, 1719 nucleotides long. NCBI's taxonomy places the organism in Eukaryota, Dinophyceae, Suessiales, Symbiodiniaceae. The record is from the annotation of a GenBank genome assembly.